Messenger RNA from Emericellopsis atlantica, 3399 nucleotides. RefSeq lists its product as uncharacterized. The record is from RefSeq and is a predicted model, not a curated record. The coding region runs from base 236 to 3352 and encodes 1038 amino acids. Gene Ontology annotation, molecular function: protein binding. The transcript is spliced from 3 exons. Lineage: Eukaryota; Fungi; Ascomycota; Sordariomycetes; Hypocreales; Bionectriaceae.
AAAGAGCGUCAAAGAGCUUCUCAGUGGGCCAGACGGGGAGAGACUGAAAGCAUCCAGUCAGCUCUCUGAAGCUGCUCGAGAGUCUGAGGCACUGUUACGGGGACUAGACGACAAACUUCGCCUAAAACCAGCGCGCCAGGCAAUGCGUCGACUCGGGGUCCGUGCUCUCAAGUGGCCAUUCGAAAGCAAGGAGGCACAGGAAAUAAUUUAGGAUAUCGUGCGAUGUACGCAGAUAAUGACCCUAGCUCUACAGGUGGAUCAGACUGCUCUUCUCCUCGACGUGGAUCAGAAGAUGGUUCUCGCUCGCCUCGAGAACCACGUUGCCACGGGAGCUGCCUUCGACUCUCGGGAAGAAGAGCACAACUCAAAGUGUCUCCCUAAUACUCGAGUCGAGCUUCUCCAACAGAUAUCAGAAUGGGCUGAUGAUUCGAGCGCUGAAGCAGUCUUUUGGCUCAACGGCAUGGCGGGAACCGGCAAGUCUACCAUAUCGCGGACUGUUGCUCGGUCUCUGGCAAAGGAGAACCGCCUCGGCGCUAGCUUCUUCUUCAAAAGCGGUGAGGCUGAUCGGGGGAACAUGGCAAAGUUCUUCCCAACGAUUGCUGCCGACCUCGUAAGGGGCGAACCGGCCAUCGCUCAUCACCUUAAGGGCGUCAUUGAACGUGAACCUGCAAUCUUCCGAAAGGCAAUGCGAGAGCAGUUCGAUAAGCUUUUCCUAGGGCCGCUAUCAAUCACGCGAAGAAAUCAGUCCCUGGUGGUUGUUGUCGAUGCAUUGGAUGAGUGUGAGCAAGAGAUCGAUGUCAAACUCAUGAUCCGUCUUUUCUCCCAAGCCAGUUCCCUCCAGUCGGUACAGGUCAAGGUCUUUCUAACUAGUCGGCCAGAACUGCCGAUUCGUCUUGGGUUCAAGGCUGUUGAGGGCAAGUACCAGGACCUGACACUCCAUGAAAUACCAAGUACCGUGGUGGAACAUGAUAUAUCUAUGUUUCUACGGCACGAGCUGGCAAGUAUACGAGGCGAAUACAACGCGUCCGUUCAGGAACACCGACGGCUGGCCGUCUACUGGCCCGGUCAGUCUAAUAUUCAAUCUCUUAUUCAGAUGACCAGUCCGCUUUUCAUUUUUGCAGCCACGGUAUGUCGCUUCGUCAAUGAUAGGCGAUGUGGAAAUCCCGACGAGCAGCUAAACGAGGUACUCCUCUUCCGCACGAAAAGCCAGGCUUCACAGUUGGACGCAACAUACAUGCCCGUGCUCAACAAGCUGAUUGAGGGCGUACCUUCGAAGCAACGUGACCAGAUUCUCCAAAAUUUCCGAGAUAUCAUCGGCUCUAUCAUCAUCCUCGCCAAACCAUUGUCAACAGCCGCCCUAGGGCAGAUCCUGCGUAUCCCUGAGAGUACCAUCGACGAUAGGCUGGACUUGCUACAUUCUGUCUUAAGCAUCCCGUCGUCCUCGGGUGCGCCUGUGAGACUUCUCCAUCUGUCGUUUCGUGAUUUCCUGUUGGACCCCGAGAAGCGGGAUAAGAGCCCAUUCUGGGUAGACGAGAAGCUGGCCCAUGAUGCAAUGGCGGCUAAUUGUCUACGUGUGAUGGACUGUCUGAAGCAAGAUAUCUGCCAGUUAGAGGCGCCGGGGACUGAUCGAUCGGACAUUGAUCCUCUGACGGUAGAUAAAUAUCUUCCAUCGGAGCUUCAAUACGCUUGUCUGUAUUGGGUCUAUCACGUUCAAGGCGCAAGCAAUCACCAGAGUGACUGCGAACGAGUCUACGCCUUCCUGAAGCAACAUUUUAUCCACUGGCUGGAAGCUUUAAGCCUCCUUGGAAAGGCUUGGGAGAGCGUCCAUAUUGUCAAAGACUUGCAGGCUCUGUACAAGAAUCAUGGUCACAAGCAACUCUCUGAAUUUCUCGACGACGCCGAGCGCUUCAUCCUUGCAAACUCUGCAAUUAUCGACUCUAAUCCACUUCAGAUAUAUUCUUCGCUCCUCAUGUUCACCCCGAGGAACACACAUAUAUACACCACGUUCAAGAGCGAGAUCCCACCAUGGAUAUCGUUACUGCCGCAGGUCGAAAAUGAAUGGGACUCAUGCAUUUUGACGCUUCAGGGCCACAAGGACCGUGUUACCUCAGUUGCAUUUUCGCAUGAUUCAGCACUAGUGGCUUCAGGCUCUCGCGAUAAGUACAUACGGAUCUGGCGCUCGGACACGGGCGAGUGCAUUCAAACGUCGAAGUGUCACGAGUCUGGAAUUAUCUCCGUUAACUUCUUGCAUGAUUCGGCGGUGGUCAGGUAUGUCUGCGAUGACUUUACCGUGCAUUCCUGGCGACUUGACACAGGCGACUACUCCCUGAUGUUCAAGAGCCCAUGUCACCGUCAGUCCGUGCGGCCGCUCGCCUUUUCGCAUGACUCAACGCUUGUGGCUUUAAAAUAUUACCAUGAGGCAAUCCUGCUUUGGAAAGCCGAUGCAGGCGGGGUCAUUCAGAUACUUGAAUGCCCUGGUGUUUCCGUCACAUCUGCUGCCUUCUCACAAGACUCGGCGCUUCUGGCCUCAGCCUGCAGCGAUGAUACGAUGCGGAUCUGGCGCGUUGAUACGGGCGAGUGCGUGCAUAGACUGGACAUCCUCGCUGGGUGUGUCUUAUCGGUUACGUUCUCACCUGACUCUACGCUUGUAGCUUCAAGCUCUAUUAAUGAUCAUACGUUGCGGAUCUGGCGCGCUGAUACAGGCGAGUGUGUCCAAACAAUGAGCAAUUUCAUAAUGCAUCAUACAUCAGAAGUUGCUUUCUCAGAGGACGGCGCGCUCAUAACUUCGAACACUAUGGAAAAUGAUGUGCUGAUCUGGCAGAUUGAUACUGGUGAGUGCGUGCAGAUACUCAGGGGCCACAUGGGCAUCGUCGAAUCAGUCACUAUGUCGCGCGAUUCGAAGCUUGUAGCUACAGGCUCAUGGGAUCGCACGAUCCGGAUAUGGCGCGCCGAUACGAUUACGGAGAGCCAGACUAUUGAGGGCGAGGGUUUCGAGAUCAGCCGGCUAGCUUUCUCGUCUGAUUCGACACUCAUUGCUUCCACCUCCAUGAGCAGGACACGAGUCUGUCGUGCCGAGACGGGCGGGCACAUCCAAACACUCGAUGGUGAUUUCUGCUGCUUCGCACAAGACUCAACGCUCGUGGCUACAGAUCUAGGCGACAUGGGAAUGGGAAUUUGGCGUAUUGAUACGGGCGAAUGCGUCCAGAAACUAGCAGACACCUGCAGAGAAUCGUACCCAUCUUACCGAGUCGCCGCGUUCUCGCCCGAUUCGGCACUCGUAGCCUCGGCCUAUGGAGAGAAGAUCGCGGAAUCUGGCGUGUCGAUUCGGGCGAACUCGUUCAAAAACUACUAAAGGGUUCCGAUGAGUUCUGGAGGCUCCAAUCACUUACGUUCUCUCAC